Messenger RNA from Monosiga brevicollis MX1, 5571 nucleotides. RefSeq lists its product as uncharacterized. The transcript is spliced from 14 exons. Gene Ontology annotation, cellular component: nucleus; cytosol. Lineage: Eukaryota; Choanoflagellata; Craspedida; Salpingoecidae. Gene Ontology annotation, molecular function: RNA binding; nuclease activity; oxidoreductase activity, acting on the aldehyde or oxo group of donors, disulfide as acceptor. Gene Ontology annotation, biological process: mRNA catabolic process. Bases 1 to 5571 code for a protein of 1856 amino acids. The record is from RefSeq and is a predicted model, not a curated record.
AUGGCGUCAUCACCUCGCGACGUGCGGCCUGCAAGGCAAGCGACAUACGUCAAUAGACGUGCAUCAAAGCAAGCAUGGUGUUGUGUAAGUGGACAGCGCAAAGUAAAAUCCUUUAGCUUUGGCUGUUGUGAUGCACACAGCACCCACAUCAAUACAGAUGGUGCCUUUGUUCCUUCGCGCGAUCGCACAGCGAAGGCCCCUACGCUCGCAACGGACACGGAAGCCCGCCAGCAGUAUCAGGCCAGGCCCCUCCUUCCCACGGCCAUCUCACGACCAGGCAUGCUUCAUCACAUCUGCUCGCAAGCUGGUGCUCUUGUAGCCCUCACGGCCCGAGAGCCUUUACUGUCGCCUGAUGCUCAUUUACACACGUCACAGGCACAACACGCAGCUGUGACACAGGGCACACGCACAACACCAGCUUGCAUGCGCCUCUUGGUGGCGAUUUUACGCUUCGAGCCUACAGUGGCCAGUUGUACGGCACUACGGUGCCGCUGGAUCUUCCGGCCACUCCGCGUUUGGCGCGGACGGAUCCGGCUGAAUACUCCUUCCGCACUGCGCCUCAACUGCACACGACGUACGUUUAUGCCGUCCGAAGAACGCCCUCAAGCCACCCAUGUCUCUUCCUUGUGCAGCCGUCAAGCCGAUCACCUUUGCACAACAUCUCACGAGGCAUGUUCCCCGUUGAUUUGUCUUUUUCUGCUUUGGUGCAAUAGACUGACAGAAACGCUGCAUGACGAUAAGCAUCACCUGCAGCAGCUGCAUUUGGCGGCCCUUCACACAAGGGCUCAGCAGCUGACUGGUCGUCAGGCUGCCUCAGGUUUCUCCCGUAAUGUGGACACAGCGCGGUUGCAUCCUCAGAACCGCAACGCCAAUGGCGAGCUCAAUACCACCUACCGCGAAGAGGCAAACUUUGCCUCGAUGGCAGCAGUAGCUAUGCGGGCCGCUGCGUUGCAGCGAGGUGCUGCCUUCGGCCUGCAGCGUUGCCAGCCAGUCCUGGUUCGACACACCACGCCAUUGCUCUGCGCUUUUUACCGUGAUCGCCUGCAGUUUAAGACGCUGAUUCAACCAUGCAUCAACGAUGACCUGCGGCUUGCCGAAUUGAUGCUCUGGUUCCGGGAGCGAGGCCACAUGGUUGCCGAGCUCGACCCCCUCUUGCGCCUCAAACGCGGCGUCUUCCGCACCGAACGUUCCCAGGGCGAGCCCGAACGCGACUCGUUUGAUGUCGAAAGCCUGCUAGGCUGGGUCGAGUUGCCCGGAAAAAAAGAUCAGGUGAACCAAAAAUGGACGCUGCCAGAGCUCUUUGAGCACCUGGCCGAUUCCUACUCUGGCACCCUGUGUGCUCAGGAGGGUCUUCAGUCCCGCUACCAUGUUGGUGACGUCAAGUACCAUUUGGGCCAGGAAGCCACCUUUGCUUUCAAUCGGGUGGAUCGGAAACGCGUUAAUCCCCAGAAUGAUUACGAUCCGGGCCAAGUGGAAUACGUCAACCUUCGCCUGUUCCCAAACCCAUCGCACCUGGAAGCCAUCGCCCCCGUUAUUGAGGGCUACACACACGCCCAGCAGGAUAUCAUUCGAGACGAUCGUCGGCGCAAGGUCAUGUCAAUCCUAGUUCACGGCGAUGCAGCCUUCAGCGGGUUGGGCAGCGUGUACGAAACCAUGCAGCUUUCUCAGCUCGAGGCCUUCUCAACGGGAGGCACGAUUCAUGUCGUGAUCAACAAUCAAGUUGGCUACACCACCCCACCCGCUGAAGCCUUUUCCAGUGGCCAUGCCACAGACAUUGCCAAGGUGGCAAAGGCGCCAAUUUUCCAUGUCAAUGCUGAUGAUCCCGAGGCUGUGUGUGAGGCUUGCUUUCUGGCGGCCGAGUGGCGCAGCGAAUUUGCUUCCGAUGUGGUGGUGGACAUUGUUGGCUAUCGGCGCUUUGGACAUAAUGAGCAGGACGAUCCGCAUGCAACGCUGCCCCUGACCUACCAGCGCAUUGCCAAACACCCCCCCGUGCUGCAGCAAUACCUCGAUCACUGCAUGAAUGAGAAGGCGGUUACAAUGGCACAGAUGGAACGCUGGCAUCGUGGCAUCAAGCGACGCUUCGAUGAGGAUCAAGCUCGAGCAGCUACAGGCUUUUAUCUUCAAAAACCUCUGGAGUUUGCUCGUGACACGGUGGCCAAGAGUGGCAUCCUGUCCACCCGGCGGACAGCCCAAGAGUUGACGGGACUGCCCAUUGAGACAUUGCAGUUUGUGGGCCAAGCAGCCUGCGACCUCUCCGAAGCUGAGCUCAAGCUACACCCCAACAUUCAAAACAUGAUGCGCAAGCGGUUGAAAAUGGUUGAAAAUGCCAAUUCGCGUGUGGACUGGGCCAUGGCCGAAGCUCUUGCCAUCGGUACCCUCUCUCUUCAUCGAGACACAGGGCCAGCUGCCGAUAUUGAUCAAGAUGUCGAUCCCCGCAAAGCCGCCCUGAAGGGUCUGAACAAAGGCCAUCAUCAGAACUCAUCCCGCAUGUCGCUCGACCGGCGCAAAUGCCAUAGCUAUGUCCGCUUGGCCAACAUCUCACCAGGCGGGCAGGAUCCCGUGGAGAUUUGGAACACCCCGUUAAACGAAUUCGCCUGCCUUGGCUUUGAGUAUGGUGCUUCACUGUCAUAUGAGGGCCCGGAUCACAGCAGUGCGCGCAUGGAGCGGUUCUUGCAGAUGAUGAACGAUGACCCCGACUUUAUUCCGGUUCGCGUUAAGAUUGAAACCGUUACCAUCACUGGGGCACGAAUCAGCAUCAGUGGCACCGGGGCCAACUUUGCUUUAUCUAACUUUUUUGUGAUGCCGUUUAUGGUCAUUAGGGUCGGGAUCCGAACUCGCGCAGGCUCAUUGAACAGACAUUCGAAGCACUCGGGGACGACAAGGAAGCGUUCGGCCAACAUGUUUAUUCUCAAUUGCAGCACCCCGGCGCAAUACUUUCACGCGUUGCGGCGUCAGCUCAGCGCACCGCGCCUUGGCCGUCGCCCCAACAAGAGCGGUGAGGUCCAGCUGGAUGAGCCCUUUGCCUGGGAGGCACGCGAGUUUCUGCGCAAGAAACUGGUUGGCAAGCAGGUCACCUUCACCGUUGAUUACACCGUGCCCUCUGGUCGUGAGUACGGCACAAUCCUGCUCGAACCCGGAACAGUGCGCGAGGAGAACGUGAGCCACUCUCUUCUUGGUGCCGGUCUCGCCAAGCUCCGUGACAACGCCCGCGGUGAGGGCGAGGACUGGGAAACCAUGCUCACCCGCCAACGCGAGGCUCAAGAGGCCAAGCGUGGCGUUUGGGCAGACGAUGCUGCCAGCCACGUUCGCAAUGUUGAGUGGAACAUUGAGAACCCCCGCGCCCUCGUCGACUCGCUCAAGCAAAAGCCCGUCAAGGCUGUGAUCGAGCAAGUCCGCGACGGCUGCACCGUCCGCGUCAUGACGCUGCCCGACUUCAAGUAUCUUACCAUCAUGCUCACUGGCAUCAAGACCCCCGGCUUUAAGCGUAACGCUGAGGGUGGUGAAGUUCCCGAGCCUUUUGCGCUUGAGGCCAAGUUUUACGUGGAGUCGCGCCUUCUCCAGCGCGAGGUUGAGGUCAUCUUGGAGGGCGUGUCCAACAACAACUUCCUGGGUACCGUUCUCCACCCGCAGGGUGGCAACAUUAGCUUGCACCUGCUCAAGGACGGCUUUGCCUCGGUCGUUGACUGGUCCAUCGGCAACGUUACCCAGCAGCGUGACACCUACCGCGCCAACCAGAAGUUUGCCCAGCAGCGCCACUUGCGCCUGUGGAAGACCUGGACUCCUCCUGCCGUCUCAGCCAUUCCCGAGGCAGAGCGCGAGUUCAAGGCUACCGUGGAGGAGAUUAUCAACGCAGAGAGCCUUGUGAUCCGUACUCAAAAGGGCUCGCAGCGCAUUCACCUGGCCUCAGUCCGCAGCCCCCGCCCCCCCGCCAAGGGCGAGGGUGAGUCGCGCGGACGUGCCCCCCGCCUGUGGGAGAUUCCCCACGCAUACGAGGGUCGCGAAUUCCUGCGCAAGAAGCUUAUUGGCAAGAAGGUAGAUGUGCAUCUCGACUACAUCCAGCCCGCCAACAACGGCUACCCAGAGAAACACUGCUGCUCCGUCGUCGUGGACAAGGUCAAUGUCGGCGAGGCGCUGGUGAGCAAGGGCUAUGCCACUGUCCUGCGCUACAAGGCGGAUGACGAUCAACGCGCGAGCGGUUACGAUAACCUCAUGGCUGCCGAAACGCGUGCCAUCAAGAACAAGCGUGGCGUUCAUUCCACCGGUGAAGCGACGCCUCUUCGCAUCACUGAGGUGUCCAACAAGCAGUUGGCCGAUCGCUUCCUGCCAGGUCUGCAACGUGCUGGCCGCGCUACCGGCGUGGUUGAGCACGUGGUCGCCGGCUCGCGCCUGCGCGUGAUGGUCCCCAAGGACAAUUGCAUUGCAUCGGUCGUCCUUGCUGGUGUGUCGUGCCCCCGUACGGGCCGCGAUGGUGCCCCCGAUGAACCCUUCGCAAAGGAGGCCACGGAAUUCACUCGCAAGUUCUGCUUGCAACAUGACAUUGAGUUUGAGGUUGAGGACACGGACAAGGGUGGCAACAUGGCCAGCCACGUUUAUUGCAAGAACCUCAAUCUCAGCCAGGCCCUCCUCGAGCGCGGGUUGGCCAAGCUGCACCCCUCUGUGGACCGCUUCAAACAUGCGGCACAGUACAAGGCCGCAGAAACAGCUGCUCGUGACGCCCGCAAGGGUGUCUGGGCCAACUACGAUCCUGCAGCUGAGGCUGCUGCUGAGGCGGCGCGCAACUCGGCACCUGCACCCGAGGUGCAAGAGCGCAAGACCAACUACAAGCCCGUUGUGGUCACGGAGAUUGUGGACUCCAUCUCGAUGUACGUGCAGAACGAGGAUACCGCUAGUUUGGGUGACGUCAUGUCCAAGCUCAAGGCCUUGGACAUGGAGCCCCCGCAAAACUUCCCCAUCAAGAAGAAUCAAAUGAUUGCCGCCCAGUUCUCCCAAGACAUGGCUUGGUACCGCGCGCGUGUUCUGCAGGUGAACGGAGACGAUGUCGAGGUAGGUUUUCUUCUUCUCUCUGUGCUUGGGCGAGAUCGGAGAUCCGUGCAUGGACUGCUGCGUGCCGUGCUUCCUCGCUCACCAUCUUUGCCUGUCCCUCAGGUGCAAUACGUUGAUUUUGGUAACAGCGAGUCCGUCAGCAAGAAGGAUUGCGCGCCUUUGCCGGCUGGCUGCAAUGCCCUGGCUCCCCAGGCUCAGUUGGUGAAGCUGGCCUUCCUCAAGCCCGUGCCCGAAGACUGGCGCAACGAGUGCUGCCAGGUGCUCCGUGAUCUUGUGCUGAACAAGAAGGUUCUCUGCAACACUGAAUACACCGAGGAGGGUGUGCCUUGCGUCACUCUGAAGGAUGGUCAGAGCGAUGCCGAUUUGACCACCGAGCUUGUGACGGCUGGCUACGGCAUUGUCGCGCCCCGUCGCGAGCCCGCCUUCCGUUCCAUCAUUCAAACGCUGAUGACGCAGAUGAACGCUGCCAAGAGCUCGCGUGCUGCCAUCUGGGUUUACGGUGACAUCACAGAAGAUGAGCCUUUUUAA